GUAUCAAUCUCUCUCUAUAACCAGGCGUGUCACUCCGUCGUGUAUGGAUUACCAUUAAAAUGGCCGUGCUUAACCAGACGACACAACUAUAAUUUGUUUUAUUAUGUGCUUAAUACCCCAAUUUUAGUGAUUUAAUUAAGUUAUAGUUAUUAAAAUAUCCAUGCAGUGAUAAUUACAUCAUUCUCUUCAGUGUAUGCUUUAUAAAUAAAUAGUUAAUAUCUAAGUUUUAAUGAUAUAUCUAAUGUGAAUAUUAAACGGUACACUCACUAGAUAAGAAUAAGGAAAAUUCAAUUAUUUUAUAGAAUGGAUUCUUCAAGUAUCGACAUUAAAUUGAAGAAAACAUCGACAUUUAUCUGAAUAAUAUUGUCGAUUUAAAGUGUCAAGAUGCGGGAGGUGUUAAACGUGAUCCCUUGGAGGCUACCAGGGAUCUAAAAUAAUUAAAUAUAAAAUUAUUUAAGGACAAAAAACAAGAAUAAGAGAAAUAACUAAAAAACAUUUUUUUUAUAUUUAUUUUUUUUUUUAAUUCAUACUUUCACUUGAAUUUUUUUAAGUAAAAAAAAAUAACAAAAAAUGUCUUUUCUAUCAAAUCUGAAAAAAGCAUUCCACUUCGGUGGAAAUGAUGCUAAAAAGAAAAAGCUGUAUAAUAACAUAAAAAUGGAUUGUGACCCUUCUGAAUUUUGGGACAUGAUUGGAGAACUCGGAGACGGUGCUUUUGGUAAAGUUUACAAGGCGCAACAUAAACAGACGCAACAGCUGGCUGCUGCAAAAAUGUGUGCACUAGAAGGCGAAGACGAUUUGAGUGAUUUUAUGAUAGAAAUCGAUAUUUUAUCGGAGUGUAAACAUCCCAAUGUUGUUGAAUUACACGAAGCCUAUUUUAUCGAUGGAAAAUUAUGGAUGUUAAUUGAGUACUGCGAUGGCGGUGCUGUUGAUUCGAUAAUGGUUGAAUUAGAAAAACCAUUGACUGAGCCCCAAGUAUCCUAUGUAUGUCAACAAAUGACCAAAGGCCUUACUUUUUUACAUAAAUCGAAAAUAAUUCAUCGAGAUUUAAAAGCUGGAAAUGUUCUAUUGACUAUGGCUGGUGGUGUUAAAAUAGCUGACUUUGGUGUAUCCGCAAAGAAUAAACACACGCUGCAGAAACAUGAUACUUUUAUUGGUACGCCUUAUUGGAUGGCUCCGGAAGUUGUUUUAUGUGAAACAUUUCGUGAUAAUCCUUAUGACUUCAAAGUCGACAUUUGGUCACUUGGAAUAACACUUAUAGAAUUUGCUCAAAUGGAACCGCCAAAUCAUGAAAUGUCACCAAUGCGAGUACUUUUAAAAAUUCAAAAAAGCGAUCCACCAAAGCUGGAGCAGCCCGGAAAAUGGAGUAAAGAGUUCAAUGAUUUUAUUGCUAAAGCAUUGAUAAAAGAUCCUCAGACACGACCAACAGCAGAUGAACUUCUCAAGCAUCCAUUUAUUAAUCGCACACUUGAUUCAAAGCCCAUUCGGGACCUACUAUUAGAGUAUAAAGCUGAUGUUGUUGAAGAAGAGCUUGUCGAUGAGGAAGCUGAAAAGGCUAAGAAGGCAAAAAAACACAGAGAACAAUAUCAACGGAUUGGCGGCUCUCCCGGGCCUCACCAGCCCCAUCAUUCAAACUCUUGUCUUCAGGAGCAACGCACGUCGCAGUUACCUCUGGAGUUGGACCAACUCGGAGAUGAUUCAACGUCGAUGCGCAGCGACACUGAAGUUAAACUUGUUGAAAGGGAGAAUCUUGUGUCGCCGGAAUCACCGAAGAAAGAAGAAAGCAACAAACGUGAGAUUAAUCGUGAGGGUGAAAAAGAAGAAAAGAAUAAAAAACUUCGUAAAGCAGAAUCUAAAGAGAAUAUUGCUUCGUCUGUUGACAAAAAAACUGCACCAAAACCUCCAGCAUCGUGUGAAUUAAGUGAACGUCGUUCGUCUCGCGAUAAAGGACCAGCACCAGCUCCACCAGCAGUGCGACAAAAUAACAAAAGCGAAGACACCGAAUGCGCUGCUAAAGUUCCCGAAAAGUCGAGUCCUGGGGAAGCGAAUGAGCGUUCAUGUUCACUUGAUGAUAAUAAGGACCAAGAAAAACCUAAACCCGUAGAAAAUAAUUUGAAUAUUUCCGCAGUGUCUUCAGUAGCGUCAGUAGAUAAAAAGAUGACAGAUGAGGUUGAAGAUGCAGCUGAAACGAGUGUCAAGAAAAAUGACUGUAAGGAUGAUAUUAAAGAGAAAAUUGAAUCGGUUCUUAAGACUGAGGAGAGUUCAGAAACAUUAUUUACUCCGAAACAAGAUUCUACUGAAGAAUCAAAUAGAGCUCAAGAAAGUCAUAAACCCGAAAAACAACGACCUAGCACUAAAAACUUGGAAGCAAAGCGACGAUCAGUGGAAGAAAAACUGACAGCAGUUUUAGAAAAGCGUAUUUCAAUGGUAUCAGACAAGUACCAACCUCCAAUCGUAAUCGACAAAAAUUCAAAAGCUAGUUCUGUAGAAAACAUAAAAACAGAUUAUGAGCAGCCUCCAAAGGGUGAAUUAACAAAGAGCCGUAGUAUUGAUUCAUCAAGAUUAGAUUCUUCGGACAGUAAAUUCGCUCCUGAAUUCCCGAGUCCAUUUUCUCAUGACCGUGAUUUAUCAACAGUCGACAGUUCUAAUCGCGACUCAAAUCUGAAUGUUUCCGUAAUAACGUCAACUCCAAACCGCAAUGUCGGCAACCGGAGCACAUCGAGAAGAGACAGCGGUGACGUAGUAGUUAUAACAGGAAAAUCUCUAGACGUGGACGUUCGAUCACCAUCAUCGACCACUGUCCGGAUAACAUCUGAAUCUCCAGACUUGUCUAAUAGCUUAGCAUCUAACAUAAGUCAAGUCACUGUUGUAACGACUCACCCUCCGGUUUUGAUAGACGCAACGUCGACGCCUCCUCUGCGACCUCCGUCAUCAGAAGUGGUGAUUGUCGCUAAUGAAACAAACAAAACUCAAGUAAACGAAAGCUCAACCGACGACGAUGGCUUUACAAGCCUGGAUUCACUGGAAUAUACGCCCCAAGAACAGCCGAUUGUUGUAACUGAAGUGUCCAAGCAAAUUGGAAAAAAAUUGGAUGAAUCCGAGGUGGUAAUUGUUAGCCCCAUUGUCGAUGAACUCCAAGAUACUAGUCACGUAUCUGUGGUGACUGUCGGCGAUGAAAAAGAGCAGGUUAAAGACUCAUCGAUUGUUGGCUCGAAAAACAUCAUUAAAUCUGGACCAGCUUACGGUACCACCGUGGAGUCUUCGGAUGUUGAUGAAGUUAAUGGUAAUUUGAAGAAGAUGAAUGGAAUUACCAACAAACCAAAAGAAUUGAAAACAAAACGAAUCUCAUCGGAGUGUUACGACGGCUCGAGGUCUCACAGUGACUCGAGUUCUACCCGGUCUCAUACUCCAAACAAAAGUAUCGAUCGCUCGGAUGCUGAGUCUAUUUCAACGACAAUUAGUCAAGACAGUCGUGGGUCUAAUAAAGAAAAUCACACAGAAUCUCGUCAAUCGGAAGAAGUUGACACUGUUGUUCUGAGACGUAAACCUGAGUAUACUCGAGAGGUAACACGUACUAGAACGAAAGAAGAUAUACAGUUGAUGAAUUUGAAGAAGAAAACGAGAAAGAGAACGCGUAAAUUUGAAAUUGACGGUAUUGUUGUCACAACAACAACUUCUAAAGUUAUUUAUGGUGACGACGAAAAUGGACGCGUGUAUGACGACCAAAUAUUCCGUAAGCAGGAAUUGAGAGAACUUAAAAUGCUGCAAAAAAUGGAACAAAAACAGUUCCAAGAUUUGACGCAAAAAGCUCAGUUUACAAAAGACCAACAGGAAAGAAAAUUCGAACAAGAGAGACAGAUGUUGGAGCGUAACGCGGAUACUGAUUUGGAAAGCUUGGCUAAAAAUCAGCGGCAACAAAUUGAACGGGCUGAGGCUCAGCAGGAGGCGGAUCUACGUUUAUCUUCUAGGAAAAUACGCAGUGAACAAGAUCGGGAAUUGAAGCAAUUCCGUGAGGGGUUGAAGCAAGAGCUGAGACUUUUAAAACAAGAGGUUGAUUUAAUGCCAAAGGAAAAACGAAAGAAUGCAUUCAAAGCUAAAAAAGAAAAACUAGAAGCCGAGCAUGAAGAGAGAGAAAAAAUUUAUGUUGAAAAAUUGCAUGAAAGUCAUGAUAGUACAUUAAGAAGAUUAUCUGAUUCUCAUCGCGAAAAAAUAGCGUUAAUGGAACGGCAAUUUUUACAACAAAAGCAACAACUUAUGCGCACUCGUGAGUCUGCUAUUUGGGAGUUGGAAGAACGGCAAAUUCAUGAAAAACAACAAUUGUUGAAAAAACAACUUAAAGAUAUAUUUUUUUUACAACGACAUCAAAUGCUUAUAAGGCACGAUAAAGAGUUGGAACAGAUGAAACGAAUGAAUUUAAGGAAAGAAGAAGAAUUGAUUAAACGUCAAACGGUUGAGCGCAGAAAUUUACCCAAGAGAAUUCGUAAUGAAAUGAAAGCACGGGAAAUGAUGUUCAGAGAAUCUAUGAGAAUUUCUAUUUCAACUACACUCACACCAGAUCCAGAUGCCGAGCGAGAGAAACUUAAAAAAUUUCAAGAAAAUGAGAAAAAACGGUAUCGCGCUGAACAGCAGAGAUUUGAGCUUAAGCACGCGAGGCAGUUGGAAGAAAUGCGAGCCCAAAGUGAUGCUACUAUUAAAGAGCUUGAACAGUUGCAAAAUGAGAAAAGGAAGAUGCUGAUGGAGCAUGAAACAAUGAAACUUAAAGAGCAGGAGGAAACUUAUACUAAAGAGCUCAGGGAGUGGAAAGCUCUGUUGAAACCUCGAAAGCAGAAUUUAGAGGCGGAACUGGCAAGUGAAAUAGAAGCAUGGGAGUUACGUUACAAAGAUUACCUAUCGUCGUGGCAUUCCCGCAUUUCUCUUGAUACUCUUACACAGAGAACGAUGUCAACAACAGACAUCUGGAAACUGUCCCCAAAACUUACACGCUCCUCUCCUAAUUCACCUACUCCUAUCAGUAUCCCAAGAGUAACACUUAGAAAUGGCUCAGAAACUAAUUCCAUUGCUGGAACACUAUCCAGACCUUCUAGUGUUGUCUUCCCGCCAUCUCGCAAAUAAUCCUUAUCUAUUAUAUGGCUUAUUGUAUCCUGUGUAUUAAUAUUAUCUGCUUUUUUCCUUUUUGCUUAUUUUAUUUGUUGUGCUUUAUAAAUUUAUUUUAUUGUUGAAUAUUUAAACACACAUAUAUGUAUAGAUAAUUAUUAUUAGUAUUAAGUCAUUUUAUGAUCAAUGUCUCGCAAAAAAUGGGUUUUUGUUCAUUUAGAUUUUGUUAGAAAAAUCGCUUGUGGAUUAGAGGGGAAUAUUGCAAUUUAGUUUAUUUAAUUUAAAGCAGAAAAAAAUUAUAUGUAAUAGUUAUCAUGCUUUUUUUUUUGUGUUUUUGUCUUGGGAAAAUAUUC
Cotesia glomerata is the source of this 5444-nucleotide messenger RNA. It is a transcript of the gene Slik, whose product is annotated as serine/threonine-protein kinase 10-A. The record is from RefSeq and is a predicted model, not a curated record. Gene Ontology annotation, biological process: protein phosphorylation. Bases 571 to 5109 code for a protein of 1512 amino acids. The transcript has 14 exons. Gene Ontology annotation, molecular function: protein serine/threonine kinase activity; ATP binding. Lineage: Eukaryota; Metazoa; Arthropoda; Insecta; Hymenoptera; Braconidae.